This is a messenger RNA of Hemisphaericaspora subhashii, 3249 nucleotides long. It is a transcript of the gene REG1, whose product is annotated as protein phosphatase regulator. The coding region runs from base 1 to 3249 and encodes 1082 amino acids. Gene Ontology annotation, biological process: protein catabolic process in the vacuole; cellular response to glucose starvation. Lineage: Eukaryota; Fungi; Ascomycota; Pichiomycetes; Serinales; Debaryomycetaceae. The transcript has a single exon. The record is from RefSeq and is a predicted model, not a curated record.
AUGUCAAUACAUGGAGAAGUAUAUUCAGGUGGAGCAACCACCUCUCAACAUGUUGAUGCAGAAGAUGAUGAACAUUUUCAAAGUACAACAUUUAAAUUAAAACGAACAAGGUCAAUAGGAGUAUUGGAUGAAUUCAUUCCAGAUAAAUUAAAACAAGAUGAUGAUGAUGACGACGACGAUACAUCAACAGUAACAUCAUCUAAAUUCACCCCUUUAUUAUCAAAUAAUCUAUUAGCAUCCGGUAAUAAUAACAACAAUCCUCAUCUAACAAUUAAUACAUCAACAUCUGGUCAAUAUUCUUCACUGUCUUCUACUUCUUAUUCAUCAAGUGAAGAUGACACAGCUCAACAAGAUACCCUUAAUACAACAACAUCUACAACUAAUCAUCAACCAUUACAACCACCACCACCACAACCUCCUUUAUUAACUAUAGAUUCACAAUCACCAUCACCAGUAGCGUCACCAUCGCCGUCUGCAAUAUUAAAUUUACAAUCACCAGAAUUAUUACCUCAUGAUGAUACUGAUUUAACUAUGGAACCUUCUCGUCAUGUAGAUUAUUUAUCUUAUCAAUGGGAUGUAUCUGAUAUUUCUAAAUCUUGGAGAUAUGUCAUUCAAAAACGUAAAGAUGUUGCUAAUGCUGCCCGAUUAGAAAAUGCCAGUUGGAGAACUUGGGCUCAAAGAAGAUCAAAUUUAAAAACAAUUUCUCCUGAAGUUGUAAAUUGGUCAAAAGAUAGUGAUGUCACUUGGCUUUAUGGACCGAUUUUAAAGGAUGAUGAUCAUCCUUAUCUUCAUCAUCAUCACCAUCAUCAUCAUGCUGCUGAUGAUUGUCAACUUCCGCAUCAUCAUACCCGUGCUCAUUCUCAUUCUCAACAUCAUCCUGGACAUAGUGUUGUAGCGGGAGAUAUUUCAAUUGCCAAGAAUAGUCAGAAUUGUGAAGCUGUUGUACAACAACAACAGCAACCUGUUUCAGUUCCAAAACCAAUUUUGAAAAAGAGAUCAGUUCAAGAACUGAUGAUUAGUCAUUCAAAUUUAUUGAAAUUACAAUUGGCAACUAAUAAAGUAUAUCAAAAACAACGAGAACAAUUAUUGAAACAACAACAAGAAAUGAGACAACAACAAGAAUUACAAGAAAAGGAACAACAAAGAUUACAGAAGCUGAAAUCUCAAGAUAUCCAAAUUGAUACCCCACAACAAAAUACCAACCCUGAUUUCGAUGAUUAUGAUGCAAUCCUGGCCAAAUUGAAUAAACAAUAUGAAAAUAAAACUCCAACUGAUAAUUCAAGUGUUGCUAAAUUACAAACAUUAUUAAAUAAGAAUAGACAAGAUAUUCAAGUCUCAAUAGUAAAAGCAUCAGAAAGUGAUCCAGUAUUAGCAACUCCAGAAUCGGAACUUAUUGAAAGUAAAAGUCCAUCAAUUCGAGAACCAUCCCCAACAUCUCUUCGAAAAGUGAUAUCGCCAUUAGAUAUAGAUUAUUCACAACUGGAUCAACAACAAAGUGCAAUUGAUGAUUCAUCAUCGUUUGUAUCCGAAGAAUCUCCACCCAUUAAAGAAGGUAGACAUAUUCAUUUCAAUGAUGAAGUAAAACAAUGUAUUGCCGUGAAUAAUUAUACUGAUGACGAUGAUCAAUAUGAAGAUGAUGCCGAUUAUGAUUAUGCUAAUGAAUAUUAUAAUUAUGUGGAUGGAGAUGAUGGGUAUUAUGAUGAUGUGGGUGCAUAUUAUAGUAAUAGUUAUAAAAGUAGUACUGGUGGUGGUUAUGAUUCGAAUAAUCUUAUAUAUGUGGAUGAUGAAGAUAAUGAUGCCAGUGAUGAAGAUGCCAUGGAUGAAGAUGAAGAUGAAGAUGAGGAUGAUGAAGAUGAAGGUGGAUUUUUCAUUAAGGUUAAAUCAAAUUCAAAUGCUGCACCAUUGAUAUUAGGACCUAAUAAUAAUAAUAAUAACAGCCAACAACAAAAGGAAAGUGAAAAUACUGAAGAUUCAGAAUCAAUAUCUACAAGUAAUAGUAAAGUAUACAAAACCAUUCAAUUAUUACCUUCAACGACAUUAAAUUAUGGAUCUAGUGAUGAAGAAAGUGAUGAUGAUUAUAAUUAUAGGUCAUCAUUAUCACAUAAUGUGAAUAAUGAAAUUAGUCGAGGUUAUGAUUAUUAUUAUGAUUAUAAUACAGUAUAUACCGUUGAUCCAAAUCAUGCCAUUUAUGGAAUAAAUAAAAACCCACCUGAUGUUAUCGAUGUACCGGAAAGUUUAGAAAUGGGGUCAAAUUUCGAUUAUAUUGAAGAUGUUCAAUCAGAUAUGCCAAUCAUAAAUCCACAAAUCAUAAAUAGUAAUAAUCCUGCUGCUGUACAUAUUGUUGGUGCGGGGCCAGGAGGUAGUCCGAUUCAAUAUACAACAACAACAACUAAUGUUGCACUUCCUGAAUCUCCGUUAAUAAUAACUAAUCCAACAUUACCUCCAUUACCCAUAAAACAAUCCCCAUUCCAAUUGAGUGAUGAUGAUGGAUCUGAUGAGGAUAGUGAGGAUGAAGAUGAAGGAUUAUCAAUCAUGACAAGAUCGUCAAGUCGGAAUCUCGCCGAAUCAGUAUUUCAUCAGACACCAAUAGAACCAAAGCCACCAUCAACCAAACAAGAUGCAAUGCAUUUCCCAGAAUCUUUCGAACAACAACAGAACCAACCAAUAGAUGCACCGGUGUUAUCUAUAAACCCCAAAUAUUCCAAUUCUGCUCCCAUAACUAAACAACCAACAAGUUCAAAUUCCUUAUCCCAACUGUUUUUCGGUGGUGGCGGUGCUGCAGUCACACCCACCACUCCAAAAACUUCCGAACUUUCAAAACUGUUCUUUGGUUUAGAUUCCCAGGAAGUAGCGUCAUCAUCCACGCCGAUUGAACCAGAAGUAGAGUGUUUUAAACCAAUGCCAGAAUUAACGAGAACUUUAUCUAACACCAGUAAGAAAGCAUCAGCAUUACCACCUCAAACUACCAGUGAAAACGCGGCUGCUAGGAGUACAUUCCUACUAUUGGAUGAAGAUAGUGACGAUAGUGAGAAUGAGGAUGGGUUUGGACAGAAGAGUUAUGAUAGAUUGAGUCAAUUUGCUGAUAAGAGUGGGAUAAGAACACCGUCACCGUUUGAAGGGAGUGGAAGUAAUAGUGGGAGUCCAACUGUGACAGCGACGAAUAUAAGUGGUGGUAAUGGUGGUGGGAAUGAGAGUAAUAAGAAUUUAAUGGGACAAGCUAAAGGAUUGGCUAAGCAUUUCUUUGGUUGA